This is a messenger RNA of Fulmarus glacialis (Northern fulmar), 1686 nucleotides long. It is a transcript of the gene SFSWAP, whose product is annotated as splicing factor, suppressor of white-apricot family. Gene Ontology annotation, biological process: mRNA 5'-splice site recognition; RNA processing. NCBI's taxonomy places the organism in Eukaryota, Metazoa, Chordata, Aves, Procellariiformes, Procellariidae. The annotation marks the transcript as partial. Gene Ontology annotation, molecular function: RNA binding. The transcript has 11 exons. The record is from RefSeq and is a predicted model, not a curated record.
UUAAACUAUUUGAGUUCAUUUAAAAAAAAAAAAAAACAACCCACCAGGCAGGCAGAAACAGCUCAGACAGAAAAUGUAGAAGAAAAUGAAGAACCUUUUGUUGCCCCUCCGGGACUGAAUGUACCUUCUGACGUGGAACUGCCACCAACAGCAAAAAUGCAUGCGAUUAUAGAACGAACUGCAAACUUUGUCUGCAAGCAGGGAGCACAGUUUGAGAUUAUGCUAAAAGCCAAGCAAGCACGCAACUCCCAGUUUGACUUCUUGCGAUUUGAUCACUACCUCAAUCCCUACUACAAAUUCAUUCAGAAGGCAAUGAAAGAGGGACGAUACGCUGCUCCUUCUGAAAAUAAAGCAGACGAGAAAAAACACUCGAGAGUCAAAUCUGAGGAAGAAGACGAUGACGACGACGAUGAUGAUGGAAAUUAUCUGCAUCCGAGUCUCUUUGCAUCUAAAAAAUGCAGUAGGCUUGAAGAGCUCAUGAAGCCUUUGAAGGUAGUAGACCCUGAUCAUCCACUUGCAGCACUGGUGCGCAAAGCGCAAUCGGAUAAUAACUCAUCUACACCACAGUCAACAGAUGGGGCAGCUGUACAGACAUCACAAGCAGAAUAUUCUUCUGAUUCAACUGUGGCAGCCAUGUAUUAUAGUUACUAUAUGCUACCUGAUGGAACCUAUUGCCUCGCACCUCCACCUCCAGGAAUAGAUGUUGCCACCUACUACAAUGCGUUGCCUGCAGGGGUGACUGUAUCGAGCACUACAGGGGUAGCAACAGUACCCCCACCCCCUGGUACUACACCUCCACCUCCCCCAGACACAACCGAUAGCAGCAGUGGGUUGACUUCUACGACAACAUCUACAAGCACAAUUGCUCCAGUGGUUGCCAUUAUACCUCCACCCCCAGAUAUCCAACCUGUUAUUGAUAAGCUAGCUGAGUAUGUUGCUAGGAAUGGGAUAAAAUUUGAAACCAGUGUGCGUGCCAAGAAUGAUCUCAGGUUUGAGUUCCUGCAGCCAUGGCACCAGUAUAAUGCAUAUUAUGAAUUUAAAAAACAGUUCUUCCUUCAAAAAGAGAGCAGUGACAACUGUCAGGGAGUAUCUUCAUCUGAAGAUGUUCCAGCAGAUACUGUCGGUGAUACACCAAGUGAGACUCAAUUUGCAGAUGAACAUGCACCUGAAGAUGCAUCUGAGCCAAGUGCUAAGGGAGUUCCAGGAACUAAAAAGGAUGUUCCUCCUUCUAAAACUGUCAGUGAUGGUAAAUUGGUGAAAGCAUCAUUUGCUCCAAUAAGCUUUGCAAUCAAGGCCAAAGAAAAUGACCUUCUUCCUUUGGAGAAAAACCGUGUUAAAUUAGAUGAUGACAGUGAUGAGGAGGAAGAAGAGGGCAAGGAAGGCCAAGAGAAUGCUAAUAGUGCUUCAAACCAUACUCCAGCUGUUACCACUCCUUGUACUGCUGCUGAAGAGAAAAAACCUCAACUUACACAGGAGGAGUUAGAAGCUAAACAAGCAAAGCAGAAACUAGAGGAUAGAUUAGCAGCUGCAGCAAGAGAGAAGCUUGCACAGGCCUCCAAAGAAUCAAAAGAAAAGCAGCUACAAGCAGAGCGCAAAAGGAAAGCUGCACUGUUCUUGCAGACCCUGAAAAACCCUCUGGCAGAGGCAGAAACUGAGAAAAUUGAAGAGAAUUCCUUCAAUAACGAG